AUGACUUUUAUUGCGCUCAGAUUCCAAAAAUUCAAUCCUAAUCAUCCUAAUUGUCUACUUACAUACGUAUCAUCUUCUUCAUUCACCCCUUCCAUUUUCUUUCUUCCUCUCCAACACACACAGAGCUUAUUGAGAUCCCCACAUAUUCAUUAAUUCCUAACUUGUCCUCUCUUCACUUCUCUUCACACCCAUCAUCAUCCAUCAUAGUCAGUAGUAGUCAUGGCGUCACUGAGCUUUACUAGUCAGAUCGGAGGUAAAGAUGCAUCAUGGCUCCAAUGUCGGCCACUGGGUUUUGGACGGUGUGCUGAGAGAGUCCGUUUCAGGGUUUUUGCUUCGGAGUCUCCAACUCACCCUGAUCUCAGCGUCACGGUUAAUGGGUUGAGGAUGCCGAAUCCGUUUGUCAUCGGGUCGGGUCCUCCCGGGACCAAUUACACUGUUAUGAAGAAGGCCUUCGAUGAAGGUUGGGGUGCUGUCAUCGCCAAAACGGUGUCAUUGGAUGCUUCAAAAGUUAUAAAUGUUACUCCUCGAUAUGCUCGGCUAAGAGCAGGAGCAAAUGGCUCAGCCAAAGGACAAAUUAUUGGUUGGGAAAAUAUUGAGCUCAUAAGUGAUCGACCUCUUGAAACCAUGCUUAAAGAAUUCAAGCAAUUAAAAGAAGAGUAUCCUGACAGGGUACUUAUUGCUUCUAUCAUGGAGGAGUAUGACAAAGCUGCAUGGGAGGAACUUAUUGACCGAGUUGAGCAAACUGGAAUUGAUGCUAUUGAAAUCAAUUUCUCAUGUCCUCAUGGUAUGCCGGAGCGAAAAAUGGGCGCUGCAGUUGGGCAAGAUUGUGCACUUUUAGAGGAAGUUUGUGGGUGGAUUAAUGCAAAAGCCACUGUCCCUGUUUGGGCAAAAAUGACUCCAAACAUUACUGACAUUACACAGCCAGCUAGGGUGGCUCUGCGAUCAGGAUGCGAGGGGAUAUCUGCCAUAAACACAAUCAUGAGUGUCAUGGGAAUCAACCUCAAUACCUUGCGUCCAGAGCCUUGUGUUGAGGGAUACUCAACUCCUGGGGGCUAUUCUUGCAAGGCAGUCCAUCCUAUUGCGCUUGCAAAAGUGAUGAGUAUUGCGCAAAUGAUGAAGGCGGAAUUCAGAGAUAAGGAUUAUUCCCUUUCUGGUAUUGGAGGUGUUGAGACAGGUGGUGAUGCUGCUGAAUUUAUUCUUCUUGGAGCAAAUACAGUUCAGGUAUGCACGGGAGUUAUGAUGCAUGGGUACGGUCAUGUUAAGAAACUUUGCUCCGAGUUGCAGGAUUUCAUGAAGAUGCAGAAUUUUUCAUCAAUAGAAGAUUUCAGAGGGAUUUCUCUUGAAUAUUUCACAACCCACACAGAUUUGGUACGGAGGCAACAAGAAGCAAUUCGACAGAGGAAAGCUGUCAGGAAAGGUUUGCAGUCUGACAAAGAAUGGACCGGAGAUGGUUUUGUGAAUGAAACUGAAAGCAUGGUUUCUAACUAAUUGUAUUGCAAUGUGAUGUGAUUUUCUCUUGCUCAAAAACAAGAACAGAAACUGGGCUGUUCUCGGUCGUAUAAUUGAAAACUAUUUUGGUUACAAACUCUACAGCUUGUGUUGAGUGAAACAGUAGAAAGCCAAAACGAAGAGUGAAUGGUGUAUAAAACAUUUUCUCAUACUUGAAUAAUUUGCUUAAGAAGGUUACUUUGAGUGAAUAAUUUUUAU
Camellia sinensis is the source of this 1707-nucleotide messenger RNA. RefSeq names its product pyrimidine 1 (gene PYD1). Gene Ontology annotation, cellular component: cytoplasm. NCBI's taxonomy places the organism in Eukaryota, Viridiplantae, Streptophyta, Magnoliopsida, Ericales, Theaceae. Gene Ontology annotation, molecular function: uracil binding; dihydropyrimidine dehydrogenase (NADP+) activity; NADP binding. The record is from RefSeq and is a predicted model, not a curated record. Gene Ontology annotation, biological process: thymine catabolic process; uracil catabolic process.